Molecule: messenger RNA, 2804 nt
Organism: Radiomyces spectabilis
Lineage: Eukaryota; Fungi; Mucoromycota; Mucoromycetes; Mucorales; Radiomycetaceae
Product: SNF2 family N-terminal domain-containing protein
Exons: 12
Coding region: 58-2583 (841 amino acids)
Biological process (GO): negative regulation of gene expression via chromosomal CpG island methylation; DNA methylation-dependent constitutive heterochromatin formation; lymphocyte proliferation
Cellular component (GO): nucleus; pericentric heterochromatin
Molecular function (GO): chromatin binding; ATP binding; ATP-dependent chromatin remodeler activity
Source: RefSeq, a predicted model, not a curated record
UUUUUUUUUGGCCCUUCUGCUUUUUCUGGCAUCGUGACAUCUCAUUGUUGAUUAACCAUGGAGACGGUUGGAACGGAAACUCCCAUCGAUCCUUCUUUGAACGGUAACGCGAUCAGCGAAGAACAGGCCAACGAUGCAGGCGUGACCGAAUCGAUGGUGAAGGAGGAAUCGCAGCUUGCAGAGACCACCAAGCAAGAAGAAGAAGAACGCAUUCAAGUAGAGGCUCAAGUUCAAUUUGACACAACGGUCAAGGAACAACGUAUGAAGCGUUUGCACUUUUUGCUGGACAAAUCCAGUGCGUAUGCCACUAUCCUUGGUCAGAAAUUGGCCAAGCAACAAGAAGAAGCGCGUGAAAAAGCCGCCAAAGUCGAUGCCACCAAAGCAAAGCAAGACGCGCCCAAAGCCAGCGCAACCAAAGCCAGCACCGCCAAAACCAAACGCCAGCAGCCUUCGCGUAAACGUAAAGCUAACGAUGCCGAAUACAGUCUUGGCGAUUAUAUUGACGAAGAUGAAGUGAAACGUCGCAAGCAAUCGGACGGCAACAUUGGCAAGGCCAUUAAAGAGGAGAAUCUUCGACAGACUGACGUUGAGACCAAAACCAAGCCUACCGUGUCUGCGCGUCAACCGUUGCUGGUGACAGGUGGUGUGCUGCGCGAUUACCAACUGGCGGGUGUGGAAUGGCUUAUCAGUCUUUGGGAAAACGGUCUCAACGGUAUCCUGGCCGACGAAAUGGGUCUUGGCAAAACAUUGCAAACCAUCAGUUUUAUUGCUCAUUUGAAAGCGAUGAAUGUGUCUGGACCCUACUUGAUUGUCACUCCGCUCUCGACACUGGCAAACUGGGUCAACGAAUUCAAAAGAUUUGCGCCUGGGAUUUCUGUGAUUCUGUAUCACGGAUCGAAAGAGGAACGACAACAUAUGGUGAAUCGCAAAAUGCCCAAGAAGAAGGAAACCGAUUUCGAUUUCCCCAUUGUGGUCACCAGUUACGAAAUUGUUAUGAAUGAUCGCAAACAUUUGCAACGUUACAACUGGAAAUACAUCGUGGUCGACGAAGGUCACCGUAUCAAGAAUCUCAACUGCAAGCUCAUCAAGGAGCUAAAGUCGUAUUCCAGUGCCAACCGUUUGCUGCUCACCGGCACACCUUUGCAGAACAAUCUGGCAGAACUGUGGAGUUUGCUCAAUUUCUUAUUGCCGGAUAUCUUUGAUGAUUUGGACAUGUUUCAAUCAUGGUUCGAUUUUUCAGACAUCAAUCAAAAGAGUGGCCAAGAUCGCAUUAUGAGAGAAGAAGAAGAAGACAAUAUCGUCAGCAGCUUACAUACCAUUUUAAAGCCAUUCUUAUUGCGACGUCUUAAAACUGAUGUCGAGCAUUCAUUGCCAAAAAAGAAAGAAUAUCUGCUGCAUGCUCCUUUGACGCAAGCUCAAAAGAACUUGUACGAUGCUAUUCUCAAACGUGAUUUGCGUGAUUAUUUGAUCAAGCGCAAGACGAAGACGGAUGACGAUGAAGAAAAUACUAAUGCCGAUGAAAACCAAGAGGUGGACACCAACGACAGCAAGCGUAAAACGGGCCGACCAUUGAAAACCUUGAGUUACAAGGAAACAUCUGAUCGCCAAUACUUCAAGGACUUGGAAAAGACCAACAAUAACGUUGCCAUUACCGAUACGGCCAUUGCAGCGGCUGGAAAACAAGAUUUCGUCUCCAAAGCAGUGAAGCAUGUGAAUAGUCUUCAUUUACAAAACCUUGUGAUGCAACUGCGUAAAGUAUGUAAUCAUCCUUUCCUAUUUGAUUGGCCCAUCGAUCCAAAGACCAAUCAACCUGUCCUGAGUAACGAGCUGGCUGCGCAAUCGGGCAAGGUGCUGCUUUUGGAUCGCUUGUUAACUGCUUUAUUCGAUCGCGGACAUAAAGUGCUGGUGUUUAGUCAGAUGACGAAAAUGCUGGAUAUUCUGGAAGACUGGGCUACGGAACUCAAGGGCUGGCGGAUCUGUCGCUUGGACGGCAGCGUGAAACAGGACGUGCGACGACAGCAAAUUGAUGAAUUCAACGAUCCCAGCAGUGAUAUCAAACUCUUUUUAUUAUCCACUCGUGCCGGUGGUCUCGGUAUUAACCUGACCGCAGCAGAUACCGUGGUUAUCUUUGACAGUGACUGGAAUCCGCAAAUGGAUCUCCAAGCGCAGGAUCGCGUCCAUCGUAUCGGACAAACCAAACCUGUUCUUGUCUAUCGCUUGGUCGCCGCCAAUACCGUGGAAGCCAAGAUUCUCGAACGCGCCACUGCCAAGCGACGACUGGAGAAAUUGGUGAUUCACAAAGGCAAAUUCAAGACGCCAAUUUCUAGUAUGGGAGGAUCCAAGAAGGAACAGGAAACGACGGUGCGUGAGUUGGCCGAAAUCCUGGCAUCGGAAGAUGGGGAACGGAUACAAAUUGUCGCUCAGGGUGAUAAAGUAAUUUCAGACGAAGACUUGGAGAAAUUGUUGGAUCGAAGCCCGGCCGUGUUCCAAGUCAAGAACGACAGCACAUCGGGUGGAUUCCGAGAAAUGGAUACCGCCGAACUUAAUGACCACAAGAACGAAAUUCUUGCCACACGCAACUAAAUCAGAAACAAGCAACUCCCCCUUUUCAACCAGAACCAUGAUUCCCGCAUUUCCUUAACCCCUUUUCUUUCUUUCUCUUCUAUUUCUAUUUAUUGAAUGAUGAAGGCGUUACGAUGAGAUGUUGACAGAAGAAACAAAGAGGGGGAAAUCGGGAAAUGAAGAAGAAAAAAAAAAAACCAGCAUUUGAAAAAAAAAAAAAAAAAAAAAAUAUGAAAUUAAAA